GCACAAUGUCAGAUUUAAACCCAGUUUCUGUUCCACUAAUUAAUUGUUGGCUUUAUUUUUAUGAAAUUCAGUAGCUCGUCAUGCCAAAGCAUUUUAUUUAUACAUUUAUAUUUGCUAUAUAAAUCCAUUGAAUCUGACAUAUUGAAAGUAUUUGUAAAGCCAAUAAAACAAAUCUUGCAGUAACAUCGUCUGCGAUGUGAUUUUUUUUUUUGUGAUCCAUUUCACGCGUCUUUGUUUCAUCAUCUGCGUAUUUUUGUCUUCCUGCAUAAAAAAGUGUGCGCAAUAAUACUACCACAAAGAAAUGACUCCAAGUACGUCAGCGCCAUCAAUCUAAGUGACGUGUGUGUGUGUGUGUUUCAUGCAGGGAGGGAGGGCAGCAGAAACACACACACACACAGGUCCAUGAGUGAACUACUGUCUACAGUAUAUAAGGUUGUGCCCAGUGGCAUAGAGGGAACCAGAGGAGCAGGGAGCAGACUAACUAAAAGCAAUCGUUGGCUGUUUCAAUGGGCUUUAAUUGAACUCUGCAGGUGAAAAAGAGAAAAAAAAAAAAAAAAAAAAAAAGUCAGCGCAGGAUUCCCCCCCCCAACUCCUCCUAACAAAACCACAUCAGCUCCCCGGUCAGGUCGUAGUUUCAGCCUUUUAGUGAAGAUGCUGUGGAGGAUGACCGUCGCCUUGGCUGUGAUGUGCGUCGGAGGCGCGUGCGACAGCGUGGGAGCCGACGUGAUGAGCAGACUGAUGGUGCCCAGGGACUACGGCGUGAAGCUGUGCGGGAGAGAGUUCAUCAGAGCCGUCAUUUUCACCUGCGGCGGCUCCCGGUGGAAGCGGUCCACGGACGGGGAAUCGGACCCGUUCGGCUGGACGUCCCUCCGUGAUGCUGCGGUCGAGGACGAGCGGCAGACCUGGCAGCGUGGCACAGAUCUCACAGACGACGGCGCUCCUCUGCCCGCCUCCUCCUCCUCCUACUCCCUAGCCGACCUCUUGACCCACUACAGAGCCACCAACGACAGACAGCAGUCCUCCUCGAGCUUCCCGGGCCUGCCGAGGGAGUCCACGGCUUUAGGAGAGCAGGAGAGAAGAGAUGCGGCCGAGCGGCUCGCAGCGAGCAGGAAGAAGAGGAACUUUUCUCUGGGCGUGGCGGGGAUGUGCUGUAACCAAGGCUGCACCAAGAACGAUAUCGGACGGUUGUGCUGAGGCAGGAAGGAGGAAGAGGAGGGGGGGUAAAAAAGGCUGCUGAGGCUAAAGAUUAGGCACUGUACAGUAAUCUGGUCGGAGCAAAGAGAGGGGAAAGGGUUGGUUUAUAGUUAAUAGCAGCCAUUAACCCUCUUCUUAUUUGACCAAAAAUCCUGUUCUGUAUGUAGACUCGCCUUCCCUGAAACAUGGAAUAAAUUUUAAUUACUAUGUUGAUA
This is a messenger RNA of Fundulus heteroclitus (mummichog), 1409 nucleotides long. It is a transcript of the gene rln1, whose product is annotated as relaxin 1. The transcript is spliced from 2 exons. Gene Ontology annotation, molecular function: hormone activity. Gene Ontology annotation, cellular component: extracellular region. NCBI's taxonomy places the organism in Eukaryota, Metazoa, Chordata, Actinopteri, Cyprinodontiformes, Fundulidae. Bases 652 to 1194 code for a protein of 180 amino acids. The record is from RefSeq and is a predicted model, not a curated record.